CAGCAGCUCCACAGCCUCGCGCAAGGCACUGAACUCAACACGACAGCAUCCAGCUCCCCACAACCAACCUCGCAGCAAAGCCAUCUACAUGCUCGAAAUGUCCUCCCACCGCCUCUUCCGCUUCCCAAAGCCGCAAUGGCUCAACAACGCCAACGCGCGCACCUUCGGCGUUUACACCGCAGGCGCCCUCUUCUCCCUCGGCUUCUACAUCCUCAUCGACGCGGCCGCCUACUCCAGGUCCCCGCUCAACGGCUCCGACCCCGCCGUGCACAUCACCUUCGUCGACUGGAUCCCAGGCAUCUGCAGCGCACUGGGCAUGCUGGUCAUAAACUCGAUCGACAAAUCUAGACUGUCCGCCGACUCCUUCAGCUACAGCGGGAACGGGGUGGCGUGGAAGGCGCGGCUGGUGCUGUUCCUAGGGUUCGCGCUGAUGGCGGGCGGGCUCGCGGGCGCGGUUACGGUGCUUGUGCUGAAGUACGUCGUGCCGGAGUACGUGUGGCCGACGCUGUGGAUGGGGACGGCGAAUGUGGUCGCGAAUGGGUGUGUGAUGUUGAGUUCGGUGGUCCUGUGGGUCGCGCAGAACAUGGAAGACGAGUAUACAUACAAUCUGGCGCUUUGAGGACGAGCAUGGCUUACAUGCACAGGGACGACGAGCAGUGAGCUGGAUGGGGUGCGAUUGGAUCUGCCUACUUGGGACCGGAUGGAUUUCCGGGUGAGGUUAUUGCUGUAUAAAUAUCUAACAGGCGUAUAUGGGUUGUCUUUUGCUCACAUUAGUCAUAGUUUGAUUGUAGCGUUGCGAUAUCAAGUCCGUCAAUUCGGUGAGCACGUGUCUACUACGAGAAGCUGAGCGACGUCAUGCAUCGUGAGAAAGUUGGCAGCUGGUUCUUUCGAGCCUGUCAGUACUAUUCUAAUUAGUAGAAAUAUGGAGACCUUUUUUUUGACGAAAGGACCCUUUGUUACAAGGUCGUGCUGGUCUAUGACGGAUGGAUAUUCAGUACGCAGCAGGGAUGAUAGCAAUCAAUGAAGCCUCAUGAG
Molecule: messenger RNA, 1035 nt
Organism: Mytilinidion resinicola
Lineage: Eukaryota; Fungi; Ascomycota; Dothideomycetes; Mytilinidiales; Mytilinidiaceae
Product: UPF0220-domain-containing protein
Exons: 3
Coding region: 98-619 (173 amino acids)
Biological process (GO): late endosome to vacuole transport via multivesicular body sorting pathway; protein targeting to vacuole
Cellular component (GO): Vps55/Vps68 complex; fungal-type vacuole membrane
Source: RefSeq, a predicted model, not a curated record